AUGGUUCGAAUCAUGGACAACUUCUACUUCGACCCGCGCGGCAAGAUCGCCAUCUUUCCGAAGGACAGCGUGGUCGACAACUUCUACUCGGCGCUUUGGGAGUGGCCCAAUCGCUGGCGCGACUACUGCUGCCAUCUCCAUCCACGAAGCGCUGCACUGGCCUGCAAUGCCGAGGAUUGGCGCCGCCUUCGCUUCAAGCGCUGGAGCGUUGGCAAGUCCCAGGCGCUGCAACGGCGGGCAUUUGCGGAAGGCUUAAGCCUGCAGCAGGGCAUCAAGGAGUUCCUGAUCAAGCCCAUCCGCGAGGCCUGCGAGAUGAAACGCGCCUUCUUUCUUGGCAAGGUCACUUCCCGGUUCGUCGACAACUUCUGGGCCUCUGCGCCCAACGACGAUGUGCACCCGCCUGCCGCGCCCUUACGUGCUUACCGCUUUACUUCCGCCGGCGGCCGCGCUGCAGAGGUGGUCGAUGGUCUUCCGCGCGGCUGCAUCUUCAAAGUGGGUUUCCAUCCCAGCGACCCGAACCCUUAUAGUCAGAAGGUGAUUGUUAUGGACGAAGGCCACCAUCUCACCCGUCCGAACAAGAUCUAUGAGCAGCAGCUGAACCAGUUGCGCGAGUACGUCCAGAAGGCGAAGGGCUCCGUCUUCGUCAGCUGCACUGGGUCCAUGGAGGCCGAUGCUGCAACGGACCCGAGGAUGCUACUGGACGUCGUGAAAGGAGACUGCAACAAGCACGCGAGCGAUGAGGGCUUCCUGUCUUCCCACCACAAGCGUGGGCAAUCCUUUCCUCGACAAAACCCUGCACCAUGUGCAGAUGGUAUCUACUCCAAGGAGGUGCAAAAGAAUGUGGUGACCAAGGUUGAGCUUUCCGGACUCUCAUUGGUCCGGUAUGUCUAUCAGGCCAUCCGCCUCGAGAAGGAAGGAAAGCCGGAGGACAGCCUGGCGAACUACACCAACAUGUACGUAUUCGCCAACUCUUCCGGAAAUGCGAGCUGCAAGGAGACGCUGCUGACAGACCCGAGCAGCCGCCCGAAGUUCACAGCCGCGCUGAAGGCGGUGGUGGACGCUGCGAAGAAGAAGCAGAAGAGCAUGAUCAUGGUGGAGCGCCGCAACGGCUACAGAGCCUUGCUUGCUUUGCUGCAGGCCGAAGCAGAGAAGCACAAGUUCAACGUGGCUGAGUACCAUCAGCUGGCAGACUUCAACAGCCGCGAGAACUUGAGAGGGCAACGUUUCAUGGUCAUGAUCCUGGAGACAGAGAGGGGCGGCGAGGGCAUCGAACUCAGGGCCGUCCGCUUGGCCGUCUUUUUGGACGUCCCGAAGCGCUUUCCCGACUACAAGCAGCGCUGUGGAAGGGUCGUCCGCUGUGGGAGCCACGAUGGCCUCUCAGAAACUGAUCGAGAAGUCCGCUUCAUGUUCUUUACAUCGGUCUUCCCGCACUUCGCGCAGAAAGAGCUGGGUGCCUUUGCGCUGUUUGCCCUUUGCGGCUAUUGGAACGGCCCGAAGAAGAUCACCUACGCCUCCGAGCCUGCGCCGGAGCAGCUAGUGGAAGCUGCCAAAGGCUUCGUUCAGACAGCUGCAGCGAAGGGCAUUCGCACUCUCCCCGGCCUGGAACAGGCCUUGAGGCAUCAUGCUGGUGAAGACGGUUUGCUCAAUGAGGAGCUCCCUCCGAAGCUCUACCAUCGCCUCUCUGGCGGACUCGCAGCCGUGAAGACCAAGGGUGCCAGCAAAGUGAUCUCGAAGACGCCUCUGAAGACCUACGAUCAGAAGCUGCAGCGGCAGCUCCGGCUUCAGUUUGAGGACAUGGCGCCGGCACUGGCAAAGAUUCGGGGCAUCGCUCUGGAUGUGGGCAUGUACUGA
Molecule: messenger RNA, 1851 nt
Organism: Symbiodinium sp. CCMP2456
Lineage: Eukaryota; Dinophyceae; Suessiales; Symbiodiniaceae
Source: the annotation of a GenBank genome assembly